AAAGUUAUGUGAACGAAUUCAUCACAACUGUCAGCAUUAAUGUCAAAAGAGACAAGAAUCCAUGUACACACGUGAAAAAUCACAACAAAACGUUCUGUGUUUUGCUUCAAAGGAGAAUAUUUCGCGUAAAUUAAUUUGAUAUCGAAAAUCAUUCAGUUUAAUCACAGAACUGCGAACAGGCAUGGGCUUAACAAAACAAUAUUUAGCACAUCGUGCAGCCGGAAAAUUUAACAUUAUUGCCAGUGGUCGUUCCAAUGUUGUUUUCGUCAAUGUGAAUAAAACCGAUGGUCGGUAUGUUGCAGUCGGAGCGGCGGAAAAUACAUACGUCUGGGAUGUUCGCCUCGGAGAGAAGACCAUCGAAAUAGAUCACGAAAAGAACGAGGUCACAACAUUAAUAGAAACUACCAGAAAUCGUAGCGGGUCAGUGGUCACAUUGCGGCCGAGUCCCGAUAAAUUACACAUCGCCGUUGGCUAUUCGAAUGGCAGCAUUGAGAUAUUCAAUUUGUUGAAUCGAAAUUCGAUCUGUUUAUUCACCGGCCAUCGCAAUGCCGUCAACGUGCUACGAUACGAUAAAUUGGGAAUGUUACUGUUGUCGGGCGGUAAUGACAACGAUAUCGUUGUGUAUGAUGUUGUCGACCAAUUGGGAAAAUGUCGAUUAACCGGCCACACAGCACCGGUAACCGAUGCCUGCUUCUAUGAACCAAUGAACGAUGUGGUCAUAACCAGUUCGAAGGACACACAAAUCAAAUUUUGGGAUAUUGAGACACAGUAUUGCUUCAUGACCAUUGUGGAUCACCGAUCGGAUGUGUGGGCUCUGUCAUUGGUACGAGACAGUCAAUAUCUGGUGACUGGUUCCGGUGACAGUGCGUUGAACAUUUAUAAGAUCAGCGAAAAUGAAAAGGCCACCGAAGAGAACAGAGACAAUGACGAGGACACGGACAAUAGUCCGCUGAAAUGCAAACUAGUCGGUACGAUUCAACGAGCCGGCCGAGGUCGAACUGUAAAUUUAGUGGCAGAUCCCACUGGUCGAGUGAUUGGUUGCCAUGGUACGGAUGAUAUGAUCGAGCUGUUCUAUUUUUGCACCGACGACGAAGCAACUGCCCGGCUAACGAAACGACUGAAAAAGUUGUCGGUUGAGAACAAGUCAAAUCUAUCGGGACUGUCAUUGACCGAUGAGGUGAAACGACUCGCUGGCAUCAAGACUCAGUGCAAAGUGAAAUCAAUUGAUCUGUUGAUGGGAGUGAAGAAUGAACUUCGGGUCGUGUCCACGCACGCAAACAAUUCGAUGAAGAUGUUUUCCCUGAACAUAAUGGAAAAGAAGGCCGAAGCCAUGUUGCUGAAAUCACUAACCCAUCAUGGCCAUCAAUCGGAAGUGCGAUCAUUGUCGUUCAGUUCAGAUGGCAUGACGAUUGCGUCGGCAAGCGGAGAUUCGUUGAAAGUUUGGAAUCGACAAACAUUGGCCUGCAUUCGAACGAUCGAACAUAAUGGAUACGUUUUGUGUAGUUGUUUCGUACCGGACGAUCGUCAUGUUUUGCUGGGAUUGAAAACUGGUUUCUUGCUGAUCGUAGACAUCAUUACCGGUGACAUACUGGAAGAGAUUCCAGCGCACACAAGCGAAUUGUGGUCGAUAUGUCUAACACCAGACUCUAAAGGUUGUGUGACUGGCGGAGGCGAUGCGACAGUUAAAGUGUGGUCAUUUGAAUUGGUCGAAGACGAGUCAACAGGCGACAAAAGCAACGUACUAUCGCUGUUACACAAAAAUACGCUGAAACUUGAGGAGACUGUGCUGUGCGUGAAAAUUUCACCGAACAACAAAUUCAUCGCCGUUGGUCUACUGGAUUCGACGGUCAAAAUAUUCUUCCUCGAUUCGUUCAAGUUCUACUUGUCGUUGUACGGUCACAAGUUACCCGUUCUCUGUCUGGACAUUUCAUCUGACUCAUCCAUAAUUGCUACGGGCUCGGCUGAUCGUAAUGUGAAAAUCUGGGGCAUGGAUUUCGGUGAUUGUCAUCGAUCGUUAUUCGCUCACGAUGAUUCCGUAAUGGCGUUGCAGUUCAUUCCAAACACUCACAUGUUCUGGACAUGCGGGAAAGAUGGCAAAAUCAAACAGUGGGACGGCGAUAUUUUCGAGAAAAUAAUCACGCUUCCCGGUCAUAUUGGAGAGGCGUACCAUUUAGCUGUGGAUUCGAGUGGUCACAAUCUCGUGACAUGCGGUUCAGAUCGAGUCAUACGGCUGUUUGAACGAACCGAUGAGAUGAUUGUUCUGCGUGACGUCCAAGAAGAUGAACGAGAGGAAAUCGAAAAUCGUACAUUAGCCACCGGUGAAGAUACAACCGUUCCCGGCCUCCCGAAUUUGAAACUUCCGUCGAAGAAAACCGUUGGUGCGGAGCGUGCCACUGAAUCGAUUUUGGAAUGUCUGGAAGUUAGUGAAGAAUUCGAUUCGGGAGACAGUACAGAUCCACCGCCGUUGAUGAAAGCAUAUGGUACGACCAACACAAUCGACUAUUUGAUAAAAACUUUAACGCUGGUGCGAGCAAGUGAUUUAGAAGAAUCGAUGCUACUGUUGCCGUUCGAGAGUGUGUGCAAAAUUUUGUCAAAAAUGCCCGAACUAAUAGAACAGCGACCCGAUCAAACGGAACUCUUGUCCAAAAUAGUUUUGUUUCUGUUCCGAAUUCACCAAAGGCCGAUUGUAGCCAAUCAAACAUUGCUGCCUAUAACACAGAAAAUCAUCACAACAUUGCAGGCCAAUGUGAUUGAGCUGCGGGACAUGAUUGGACUGAAUUAUCAUGGACUCCAACUGCUGAAACGUGACAUUGAAGCUAAAGAAGGUGUCGAAUUGUUCCGGGAUGCAACGAAAACCAAAAAGAUUAAGGAGAAAAAGCACAAGCAGCGGCAACUGACCAAACGAUUGAAUAUACAAAUGAGUUGAGUCUACUGUAUCUGUUGUAGCUUUACUGUUAAGUUGUUUGUACAUUUUUUUGGAUUAAAUAUACUGACAGCAAACUGA
Bradysia coprophila is the source of this 3004-nucleotide messenger RNA. Its product is annotated as WD repeat-containing protein 3. The record is from RefSeq and is a predicted model, not a curated record. Gene Ontology annotation, molecular function: snoRNA binding; protein binding. Gene Ontology annotation, biological process: maturation of SSU-rRNA. Gene Ontology annotation, cellular component: small-subunit processome; Pwp2p-containing subcomplex of 90S preribosome. NCBI's taxonomy places the organism in Eukaryota, Metazoa, Arthropoda, Insecta, Diptera, Sciaridae.